AUGAGCGAGAAGAAGAGCAAGAUGUCCAGCAACGUGCUGAACAUGAAGUUCAUGAAACAAGCCGAGAUACGUGAAGAGGAGAGGCAGCGAGAGGAUAAGGAGAGUAGGCUCAAGGACCUGUCAGAGUGGAGGACCGCGUCUUCAGAGAGCCUGAAGAAGAGGCUUGUGUCGAAGAAUAGGCAGAACCCGCGGAUGGUGGGGUACCAAACGGUGUAUGAGAUCUCCAAUGUUGGCUCUCCGGUGGUUGGUAGACGAACAUUCAACACCGGUGAGAGGAAGACGAAGACGAAGAACCUGGAGGACGCAGCUGGUGGAGAGGGCCACAAUGAGCAAGGUGACGAGGAUAUGGUUGAGCUCGACACGCUGUGGAAGAAGGACACGUCAAAGACGAGAUCUAAAUCGAAAAGACCGUUGAGCGAUGAGAGCCCCAAGAAGGAAACAAAGAAACGUAGAUCGCAUCCAUAG
Molecule: messenger RNA, 465 nt
Organism: Williopsis jadinii
Lineage: Eukaryota; Fungi; Ascomycota; Saccharomycetes; Phaffomycetales; Wickerhamomycetaceae
Gene: MPP6
Product: Mpp6p
Exons: 2
Coding region: 1-465 (154 amino acids)
Source: RefSeq, a predicted model, not a curated record